This is a messenger RNA of Rubroshorea leprosula, 1422 nucleotides long. The record is from the annotation of a GenBank genome assembly. NCBI's taxonomy places the organism in Eukaryota, Viridiplantae, Streptophyta, Magnoliopsida, Malvales, Dipterocarpaceae.
CAAACUGCUCCUUAUUUUCUUCUUUCUUCCAAAGCAAGACAGAACAACCUGAAAAACAAGACACAAACAGAAACAGAGGAAGAGAGAUGAAGUUAGUUUGGUCUCCUGAGGCUGCUUCCAAGGCCUAUAUCGACACCGUUAAAUAUUGUGAUACUUUUCGCCAUGAAUCCGGCGUACCGGAGUUGGUUUCAGCCAUGGCUGCGGGGUGGAACGUGAAAUUCAUCGCGGAAACGUGGUCGCAGGGAGGUGCUACUGCGACUAGCGUUGGGUUGGCGGUGGCCAGCCGUCACACAAAUGGAAGGCACGUGUGUAUAGUCCCAGAUGAGAGGUCGAGAACAGAGUAUAUUGAUGCCCUGGGAGAGAUUGGCAUGUCGACGGAAGUGAUUGUCGGAGAGCCAGAGGAAUUGAUGGAGAGGCUAAAUGGGAUAGAUUUCUUGGUGGUGGAUAGCCGGCGAAGGGACUUUGCCAGGGUAUUGAGGCUGGCGAGACUGAGCAACCGUGGUGCAGUCCUGAUGUGCAAGAAUGCCAACUUGAAAGGGACUUCAAGUUUCCGGUGGCGGAGCGUUUUCGGAGAUGGUUCACGGCGGCUCGUGCGAUUGGUGUUUCUUCCAGUGGGAAAGGGGCUUGAUAUUGCACACGUGGCCAGCGGCGGAGGGAAUUCAAGCUCAGGCAACAGUGAGAGGCGGUGGAUCAGGCAUGUCGACCAACAUUCAGGCGAAGAGCAUUAUGUUCUCCGCAGAAUAAAGUAAUUUCUUUUGUAAUGGAAGAUUUUCUUCUAACCAUGAUCUUAACAGAAAAUUGAAAAACAAACUGAUUCCAUUCACUAGUUAAGUGGAAAUCAUUUGAGACAUUAGAAAUUGAAUGUAAGAUCCAUUCCAUAGACCAUAAAUCUUCUGUAAUCAUCCUAGAUUUUGACAUUUAUGUAUAAAAGGUUCAAAGAUGAAACAUGACAUUUACAGGUAUCAUUCAUAUCAAUCUCCUGCUCAGAAUCCUCAGAUUAACCACCUAAAUAGUAUAUCUACUUGACAGAGAUGCAACUAGACAAGUGACAACUGAAAUUGUACGUCUAAAACUAUGAUAAAGAUAACUUCCGUGUGGGGUGAUCGGUGCUUGUAAAAGCUAGACACUUCAGUGCUUCGUGCUAGAAGGUACUGCUGCAUCCACCUCCACUUGAUGCUUUUAAUUCCUUGCUCUCCCCUGAGAAUACACUCGCAUCCCUUGUAUCUGAUAAUCCCCUCGUCUUUGUAGAAUGCUGGGUAUGAGAAGGCCCUGCAUUUUCCCUUUCAUCUGGCACAACUCUCCCAGACUGCUGAAAACACUCAGUAGAAGGGAGCGCCCAACCACCCUGACUUGCCUGCCCAUUCUGUCUGCUGUCACCAGCUCCUGAGACAAAUUGUACUAUGAUCAGUUCGCAUAUGUAUC